Molecule: messenger RNA, 2367 nt
Organism: Cuscuta europaea
Lineage: Eukaryota; Viridiplantae; Streptophyta; Magnoliopsida; Solanales; Convolvulaceae
Source: the annotation of a GenBank genome assembly
GGGAAAUUACCUCAAAUCCAGGCCAGGCCAGGCCAGGCCAGGCCGAACCGUAAUACCACUCGGGCUGUAUAUUCUUCUUUUGCGUCUCAAUGUAAGCUUCCUUAGAUCUUGACAAAGACCAGAUCAACAUUCGUAGUCCCUACUCCUCCGGUCCUCCCCACCUGGCAUGGGUGUAAUUACGGCCAAGUCUUCGGGCAAAUGAGCAAGGGUUGGUGCCAUAAAUACCAAAAUUCCUCACUUGCCGUCGCAUCCGCCGGAGAGAGGUAUAUGACUUUCUCGCUCUAUCAUCUCUGAUAAUGAUUUCGAAUAAUCCGGCCAGGCCAUUAUUGCUGUUGUGGAGUCUUUACUUAGUUUUGAUCUACUAAGCUAAGCGUUCAUGCUUUUGCACUUGCCGUUUCAUUUCAUCCGCUGCUGAAUGCAAUGUUACAGUGUCUAUGAUUACAUUUACGUCUCUCUCCGCUAAAUCAUGCUCUAUCUCUCGCAUGCACAUGAUUUCGAGUUCAACUGAGUUCGGAUUUUAGAAUCUUUUUUAGUAUUCAAUUCCAGGUUUUUAUUUUUUACAUCUCCUUGAACUUUUGCCCUUCUAUUUUCCUUUCUUUCCAUCUCUCCUCUUUGAUGGUAGGGUUUGGCAUUACACCAUGUCGUUCGCUUUGAAAUCACAUAAAGCUUUGAUCUGUUUCAGUCACACAUGGACCUUCUCUUUGAUUUGACAAACCUAUUGUCUAAUUGCGGGCAUCUGGCAUUUUAAAUUACUGACUUUUUUAAAAUGAGAUGUUAUGAAUGCAUUGUAUCAAUAUUGACUCCAGUUGAAGGAAACUGUGGACAUUUGCUAGCUAUCAGAUCUGUCAUCGAGCUUGGUAGUAGUUGGCUUGGUUCAAAGUCAAGGCCGUUCUUUUUGGAUGACAGAACAUGUUAGCUAAACGAAAAAAAAUGAUCUGUUUUUUCACCUUUUUCUAUUCUGUUUGGCUUUACCUUUAAAAAUGAAAAAGUAUAAUUCUAUACAACUAAAUAUCUUAGUCUUUACUUAGUAUAUAAUAGAAAGAACUAUAUACGAUGAGUUUGACCAACUAUAUAGAUUAAAUUUUAUUCAGUGUUAGUGUUGUUCUCUUUAUUUUCCCUCAAAUUUCCCUUACCUAAACUAUUUUCUGGGCUUCAUGAAGAAUAUGAAUAGCUAUUGGCAAUUUGGUGAUGAACUGAGAGGGCAGUCAACAAAAGCCUCAGAGGAUCACAAAUGGCUAAUGGUUGCCUCCAAGCUGGCCGAGCAGACACGGUCAAAGGGUGAGCGCAGAAAUAAUCUUGAUCUCUCAAAGGGCUCGGUUGAAGUUACGCCCAGAGACCAUUUUGGGUUUCAAGAAGAUAACAAAUUUGAGACGAUGAACUUCAAUAUGCUGAAUUUAGAGUCAAAAGUGACAGAGAAUUUCACCAAGAGUUCUGUUAGGAACGAUAUUUACAAUUUAAACACCAUGUACCAUAAGACUAAUGUCAACAUUCCGGGGAAUAUGUCUGGAAGCAAGUUCAACCACAUGAACAUGAACAAGGAUCUUAACAACACCAAUGAGAUUGUCAAUGCUAAUGUUGGUGCUGAUAAGAGGUUUAAGACAUUGCCUGCUGCAGAGACACUUCCAAGGAAUGAGGUUCUUGGUGGAUACAUCUUUGUUUGCAACAAUGACACUAUGCAAGAGGAUUUGAAGCGACAACUGUUUGGAUUACCACCAAGAUACAGAGAUUCUGUUAGGGCAAUUACACCUGGAUUGCCUUUGUUUCUGUAUAAUUAUACCACUCACCAAUUGCAUGGCAUCUUUGAGGCAGCUAGUUUUGGAGGGUCCAACAUUGAUCCAACUGCUUGGGAAGAUAAAAAAUGCAAGGGAGAAUCAAGGUUUCCUGCUCAGGUGAGGAUUCAUAUUAGGAAGCUCUGUAAUCCACUGGAGGAAGAUGCUUUUAGACCUGUCUUGCACCAUUAUGAUGGCCCUAAGUUUCGCCUUGAGCUGUCGGUACCCGAGACACUAGACGUACUGGAUCUGUGUGAACAAGCCGGAGUCAACAAUGGGUUGGCUGAAUAAACAAACUUCCCACAGUACAAAACAAACAAGCCUCAGUAUGUUGUUGGUUUAUUUCGGGGAUUCUACAAGUCUCGGCUUUCAAUUCCCUAACUAGCGUAAGCUUGGAAAAAAGUCGGUAGUAUUACCCAACCCAUGAUGUACUACUAGCUAGUACCUGUUGAUUAGACAGACUCUGUAAUGUGCUGCCUGCUUGCUUGUGCAGCAUGCAAUGGGUUUUUAGCAACCACACAAUUCCGUUGGAUCUUCCAAAAGUGCAAGUCAUUUUAGUUCAUGGUGAAUGUUAUAUUUAGAUAUUGGCAGUUCCAAA